Molecule: messenger RNA, 2449 nt
Organism: Haliotis rubra (blacklip abalone)
Lineage: Eukaryota; Metazoa; Mollusca; Gastropoda; Lepetellida; Haliotidae
Product: DNA-binding protein HEXBP-like
Exons: 5
Coding region: 144-767 (207 amino acids)
Biological process (GO): positive regulation of cytoplasmic translation
Cellular component (GO): cytoplasm
Molecular function (GO): single-stranded RNA binding; zinc ion binding; mRNA binding
Source: RefSeq, a predicted model, not a curated record
CGUGUGCAAACGAGCUAGAGGCGUGUGCAAAAUGUGUAAUCUUCAGAAACGAUAGAAGGAAACCGUGUGCAAAACAUAUAAACGACGCGCGAAAAUAAGCGUGGUGAGGGGAGGUCUAGGUGUUUGUGGAGGUGUUGAGGAGGAUGAACUCAGACAAAUGUUACAAGUGCGGAAUACGGGGACACUUUGCCCGAGAAUGUAAAAGUGAUGGAGGAAGCGGAGGCGGUGGCGGCGGCCGUGGAGUCGACGGAGGUGGUGGUGGCCGUGUCCGUGGAAGAGGUCGUGGAGAUAAAUGCUUCAAGUGCUCUGGUUACGGUCACUUUGCCCGCGAAUGUAGGAACAACUCGGAGCGCUGCUAUAAAUGUAAUUUACUAGGCCACCUUGCAAAGGAUUGCGAGAGCAAUGUUGACUCAGGGUCCUGCUACAACUGUGGCAAGACUGGCCACAUCCAGCGUGACUGCACGCAGCCCGUGACCAAGAGCUGCUACACCUGUGGCAGCCCAGGACACAUCGCUCGGGACUGCACCUCUGGGGAGUCUCCUAGCAAACGGGACAAGAAGUGCUACACAUGUGGCGAAUCUGACCAUCUGGCCAGAGACUGUCCGCAGUCAGAGAAGACCGGAAAUUGCUUCAGAUGUGGUCAGCCUGGCCACUUUGCUCGCGAGUGCCCUGAAUGCCCCGAUGGGCCCGAUGACGAGGAAUCUGAAAUUAUUUGCUACCAGUGCAAGAACAAGGGCCACGUAGCUCGCAACUGCCCCGAGGCCUAAGCUGGUGUCAUGCUGGGGCGGAGCGAGACGGGAACAGCACUGCCGUCCAAGGUUCACCCACAUGGUUCAUAAUCAGUUUCUGUGGUGUUCUUAAAAUUUGGUUAGGUUUGUAAAAAGAUACGCCUUAAUUCAGGGUUUGGGGAGUUUGAUGUUAUGUCUAUUUAAUAUGUUCCAUAUAAAUUAUCCAUGAUUUUAUGGUUGGAUUACAUUAAGUUGUGAUUUAAAUUUAAAUUUCUUGACCAUGUGGGUAACACGGAAGGUGCACAGUGUCCCUGUCGCGGAGUACCGUCUGGAUGAGGGCGACGGGGGAGGUGUAUAGACCCCUGUCCAUCCUGGGUUCCACCCCAGUAUGUUGCUGGUGUUGUAGUGUGCAUAUUUUCUGAAUAUUGAAAGGUCUGCAUGUAAAAUGCACAUCAAUUUUCGUGUUGUUGCCCGAUGCAUACAUCGUCAUCUUGUCUUGUGCUUCACGGGUCAUCGCGUAUGGGACCCAGACUAGAGAGUUUGCGUGUUUACCCAGGUUCAAGGUCAUUUCCUUUGUGUUUCUUCAUGAUCCAAUUCGUUUAUAGAGCUGCAGACAACUGAACAAUUUUGGUCCUCUGGUUCUGAAUUAGUAUCCUGUAAAACUUUGACAAAAUCUAUUUUCUUCUUCACUGUUUGCUUAUUUUGGUGUAAAGUUUUCAGGCAACGUAAUAUGCCUUCAGUUUAAUGGUUAUGGAAUUUUUAUUAUAAUCUUUGAACCUUGUCUGCAGCAAAUGUGAUUGUUAUUUCAUGAUUAUGAUGCUCAUUCUUACCACUGGGAAAACAAAUAGAAUAAACAAAAUUAACCAUGUGGUUUGGAAAUGCCAUUGUCCAGGUCAGAUUUGUGCUUUUGUUUAGUUAUCUUGCUGUUCAUUUCUGUAUUUUGAAACUGUUUGUCCGUCAACUACACGGUUGAUUCCCGUUGGUCAGGUUUUGGAGGUGGCAAGCAGGUGGCGUUAACCUUGUGGCCGUGCAUGCAUCAGACAUUGAGGUGUAGUGCGCUAGGAUAGCACACGAUGGAGGAAGGGGCUUGGGCGCAGGGUCAGGGAGCAGCCAUCUUGGCAGAAAGGGUAGAUUGCUCAAUGAAGUGGAAAAAGUAUUGCAGUAGAGAGGUCCGACGUUUGAGUCGGUCAAUUGAGAUACUGGCUAUAUGAUGAGGAUAGCCACUUUUGGAGGGGUCGUGGGUGUCGUUAUCAAAAUCAUUUAUUUGGAGGACAAAGGAUGAACUGUUUUUGUACUAAUGUACUUAAGACACCCAGAAAAACUUUUCUUUCUUUGGUCCAAAGGGUCACACGUCCUUCACCUUCACCUUCCAUUGCUUGCUUCCAUAUUGCUGCCUGAAUUACCAGCCAGUCAGUACUGAAGCUGCUUCAUGUUCACUGGACUUGUUGUCUUGUCUGGCUGACGUAGUAGUCGAGAGAGUGUUAUUACUAUUUCCCAGAGGUUUGAGUGUUUAUUAUUGUUUAUUUGACCCCUUCACUCCGAGUGAAGGAGCAGACCCCAUUCCAUUCUCACUGUGUUGCAUUACUGGUGGGGGACUCAGCCUUAGAAAUUCAUGCUUGUGCUAGACUGACAAAUAUUACCUUAGUCUAGUAAACACAGACUUGUUGACUGUUAACAAAAUUGCCAUGAUUAGUGACAUAUUUGGUAUCUGAGCACUUUGA